UGAAUCAAUAAGAUAUGAAAUGAAAAAUGGAGUUUCGAACUUCCUGGCUGGUAAUGGGUUUUGAACCACAGGAGGUUGCUGUUAAGAAGUUCCUAGACCAGGAUUUCUCGGGUGCUGCUUUGGCUGAAUUCAAAAGAGAAAAUGCAAGACACCCGGAGAGGGAGACAACCGGAGUUCCCUCUUUUGGUGAGCUCCAUGUGGCUGCCACUUUACAACCAUUGUAUUGCAGCUUUGACACCACAACUCUAACAGAAGUUAUUAUUCUGGGGAGCAAAGAUAUCCUUGUGCAUAAUCUGGAACCGGGUGGAAUGAAGAAGAUGCCGGGGGAAUGGAAUAUCCUUAUUCUCCACUAAAGUUGGAGAAGAUGUGGCAAAAUGAGGCAAAGUUAAAAAAUUUUGAUGGUAAAAAUGACACCAAUCUGCUUGCUGAAUCAAAUUAAAUCACAUAU
This is a messenger RNA of Rubroshorea leprosula, 448 nucleotides long. The record is from the annotation of a GenBank genome assembly. Lineage: Eukaryota; Viridiplantae; Streptophyta; Magnoliopsida; Malvales; Dipterocarpaceae.